GCAACGAUGGGAAGAAGUCUCCUGGAAGCCGCCACAUACGGUGAAUCACUGAGGCAACUGGCUCAUGCUAACCCGGACAUUCUGCUCUCAUCAAACCCACAAGGGAACACCUGCCUCCACAUCGCCUGCAUCCACGGCCACGAGAGGUUCUGCAGAGAAGCCAUCGAGCUGAACCCCACCCUCCUCGCCGCCGCAAACAGGGACGGCGAGACACCCCUGCUCAUCGCCGUGACCAGCGGCAAUGUUCGGUUAGCUGCUCUUCUGCUCAGCUGCUGCCAUGAGCGGCAGCAGAGCAGUGCCAUCUUGAAGCAAGACCGGCACGGGUGCAAUGCGCUGCACCACGCCAUCCGUAGCGGCCAAGGGGAUUUGGCACAGAAGCUAAUUCGGGCGGAGCCAGGCUUGUCCCGAGCUGUGAACACCAGCAACGAGUCGCCCAUGUUCAUCGCGGUGAGGAGGGAUUUGACUGGUGUCUUUGAGGAACUGAUGAGGAUUCCCGAUUCUGCUCACUGUGGAACCAGGGGUUACAAUGCUCUGCAUGCUGCCGUUUGUAAUGGCAAUGGAGGUAUCGUCCGAAGGAUAAUGGAGGCACGUCCUUGGUUGGCCAGAGAAGAGGAUUUGGCCCAGGUGACUCCAAUACAAGCGGCUGCCUAUGAGAACAAGAUUGACAUCCUAAGGUUAUUCUUGGAACAUGAUCGGUCUCUAGGGUAUCUGGUCCCCACAAGUGGUGAGCCGCUUCUUUGUACCGCAGCAUUUCUUGGCCAUGUUGGUGUUGCACGAGAGCUUCUCAACCAUUGUCCAGAUGCUCCAUUUCGCAAAUGGACAAACGGUUGGACAUGUCUUCACACGGCUGUAUUCUUUGGUCAUAUGGAGUUUGUAAAAUUUAUCCUAGGGUCAAAACACCUCCGGAAGCUUAUUAACAUGCGAGAUGAAAGUGGAGAAACAGCUCUGCAUUUCGCAGUCAGAAAGUGCAAUCCGAAGAUGGUCGCUGCUCUACUUCAUCACCAAGACAUAGAUAUCACAGUGAUUAGCAAAACAGGUCAAACUGCAACGUGGGUGUUGUUUAAUGCCGCCGACCACGCCAAGACAUUAAACUGGAAUGAAGUGUAUAUGCUUCUGCGAAAGGCUGAUCCCAAAAUUGUAACCUCCACUUAUAAUCUUCAUGGAGCUGUCAAGGAUGAAGUAACUAAUGCAUCAAGAAAGGAUGUGAAGAAACUGACUAAAAAGUAUACAAGCAAUACUUCUGUUGUGGCAAUACUCAUCGCCACGAUUACCUUCGCUGCAGCAUUCACCUUGCCUGGAGGAUAUAGUACUGACGCUGGCAACGAGGGCCAUCCCAUCAUGGCAAGGAAGCUUGCAUUUCAGGCAUUCUUGAUCUCUGACACCUUGGCAAUGUACUCCUCACUUGCUGUUGCCUUCGUAUGCAUCAUAGCAAGGUGGGAGGAUCUAGAGUUCUUGCUUUAUUACAGGUCUUUUACUAAGAAGCUUAUGUGGUUCGCAUAUAUGGCAACAACCACAGCAUUUGCAACUGGUUUAUACACAGUACUGGCACCUCGUCUCCUAUGGUUGGCUGUUGCAGUUUGCCUUCUGACGGUUUUAUUGCCCGUUCUUACUAUGCUGCUAGGAGAGUGGCCUAUCUGGAAACUACGAUUCCAGUUGCGUCAGAAUUUCAAGUCCGAACUCCUCAAUAUGGUCUAG
This is a messenger RNA of Panicum virgatum (switchgrass), 1695 nucleotides long. Its product is annotated as ankyrin repeat-containing protein At5g02620-like. The transcript is spliced from 3 exons. Bases 7 to 1695 code for a protein of 562 amino acids. Gene Ontology annotation, molecular function: protein phosphatase regulator activity; protein phosphatase 1 binding. The record is from RefSeq and is a predicted model, not a curated record. Gene Ontology annotation, cellular component: plasma membrane. Lineage: Eukaryota; Viridiplantae; Streptophyta; Magnoliopsida; Poales; Poaceae.